Molecule: messenger RNA, 3159 nt
Organism: Penicillium mononematosum
Lineage: Eukaryota; Fungi; Ascomycota; Eurotiomycetes; Eurotiales; Aspergillaceae
Exons: 6
Biological process (GO): intracellular calcium ion homeostasis; calcium ion transmembrane transport
Cellular component (GO): plasma membrane
Molecular function (GO): ATP hydrolysis activity; ATP binding; P-type calcium transporter activity
Source: RefSeq, a predicted model, not a curated record
UUUCUCAAAACAUGGGGUUUACGAUUGGCUAUCGCGGAAAACCAAUCAUUCACUUUACGAAUUCCCACAAUAAGCCAGCUUGUAAAAAGAAAGACUGAGCUGGCUAGCAAUGGUUCACGUCAAGAGACCGAAAAGUCCGGAGGACCAGGACUGAGCCAGCCUCCUCACUGCUUGUCCUAUACUGCAGUCUUAGAACAACUUUCGACGGACGCAGAUGACGGGCUGACAAAUGCUGAGGCUCGCUCACGUCUGGAAACUUACGGACAUAACCGCCUGGAGGAGGGCGAAGGUCUCUCGAUUGGGAAAAUACUACUGCGACAAAUCGCGAAUGCGAUGAUGCUUGUGUUGAUCUUAGCAAUGGCCGUCAGCUUCGGCAUCCAGUCUUGGAUCGAGGGCGGCGUUAUUGCUGGAAUUAUUGGGUUGAAUAUCGUCGUCGGCUUCUUCCAGGAGUACGCGGCAGAGAAGACAAUGUCGUCUCUGCGAUCGCUGACAACACCCAGCGGGACCGUGUCCAGGGAUGGCAGUACGGGUAUCAUUCCUGCCAUUGAAAUCGUCCCCGGGGAUAUUGUCGAAGUGAAGACAGGCGAAAUGAUCCCGGCUGAUCUGAGGCUGAUUGAGGUGAUCAAUUUCGAGACAGACGAGGCACUCUUGACGGGCGAAUCUCUGCCUGUUCAGAAGGACUCUGAGGCAACGUUCGAAGAGGAUACAGGGCCUGGUGAUCGCCUGAAUAUCGCAUAUAGCUCGAGUACUGUGACUAGGGGGCGAGCAAGGGGGAUUGCUAUUGCAACUGGUAUGGACACAGAAAUCGGAAAGAUCGCUGCGGCACUACGUGCCAGCGGGCAAAAACGCCGACCCGUGAAGCGUGGACCUAGUGGCGAGACUAAAAAGCGAUGGCAUGUUCAAGCAUGGGCGUUAACUGGUACUGACACAAUUGGCCGCUUCCUCGGGCUGGCAGUUGGUUUAUUCGGUAUUGCAGUUGUCUUUGCUAUUGUGGUGAUGAGCGCUAACUACUGGAGGGAUAAUAAUGAGGUGAUUCUCUACGCUGUCGUAAUAGGGCUUAGUAUGAUCCCUGCCUGCCUUGUGGUAGUACUUACGAUUACCAUGGCAGUCGGGACAAAACGGAUGGUGCAGCGCCAUAUUAUUGCCCGAAAACUAAGCUCUCUAGAGGCGCUUGGAGCGGUAACAACAAACAUUUGCUCUGAUAAGACAGGCACAUUAACGCAGGGCAAAAUGAUUGUGAAACAGGCGUGGGUUGCUUUACUGGGAACCUAUUCCCUCGAGGGCGGUAGUGAACCUUUCGACCCGACAGUUGGAGAAAUCAGCUUUCAGGCACUUGCUCCAAGGAGCAUUGUUGAGGAGAAGACGGCUGCAGAGACCAAGAAGCCCGACGAACUGCUUGCCGACAACAAAGAGCUUGAAGACUACCUCAAUGUCUGCUCGUUGGCCAAUUUAGCACAUGUCUACAAGAAGAAGCACGAAGGCGGCGAGGGCGAUGAGGGCAAUGAAUGGCAUGCCCGGGGAGAGCCAACUGAGAUUGCCAUUCAGGUCUUUGCAUGUAGAUUUUCUUGGGACCGCGACCGCCUGACCAAAGGGGAGGACGCGAAAUGGACGCAGAAAGUGGAGUUUCCGUUUGAUUCGGAUAUCAAGCGGAUGACCGUUGUUUACACGAAUAAUGCCGAGAAAAAGUCCGUGGCAUUCACCAAAGGCGCUGUUGAGCGCAUCCUGGAGAGAUGCUCUGAAUGUGUCUUCGAACAAAGUUCCCCGCCGAGUAGCCUGUCCGACAAUCAUCGUGAGCAGAUCAUGAAGAAUAUGGAAGCUCUAACACGGUCGGGACUUCGUGUUCUCGCCCUUGCAAAGAGAGAUGCUACUCCAGAUACGGAGGACCGGGCGGAGGUCGAGAAAGAUCUUUGCUUCCUAGGCUUGGUCGGGAUUUACGAUCCGCCUAGACCCGAGUCCACUAGAGCUGUUGAGCUAUGUCACCACGCAGGCAUAUCAGUGCAUAUGUUAACGGGCGAUCACCCUGGAACUGCAGAAAAGAUUGCUCAGCAGGUGGGCAUACUACCUGAUCUUCAGCAGGUGGCUAUAGAUGUUGCACGGGCUAUGAUCUUCACUAGCAACCAAUUCGAUAACUUAUCCGAGGAAGAAGUUGACGCCCUUCCUGUUUUACCCCGAGCCAUCGCCCGCUGUGCGCCACAGACUAAAGUCAAUAUGAUCGACGCACUUCAUAGGCGCGGGUGCUUUGUCGCAAUGACAGGAGAUGCGGAUGUGGGUAUUGCUAUGGGACAGAGUGGUUCAGAUGUGGCUAAAGAUGCUUCGGACAUUGUGCUAACUGAUGAUAAUUUCGCAUCUAUUCUAAACGCAAUUGAAGAAGGUCGUCGGAUCUUCGACAAUAUUCAAAGAUUUGUACUUCACCUACUAUCAGAGAAUGUCGCCCAGGCGUGUACUCUGUUAAUUGGCCUCGCGUUUAAGGAUGAAAGUGACCAGUCCGUCUUUCCACUAUCACCAGUGGAGAUCCUCUGGGUUAUCAUGAUUACUUCUGGCCUACCAGACAUGGGGCUUGGUAUGGAAAUCGCGGCUCCGGACAUCAUGGAUCGGCCUCCGCAAAGCAAAAAAGGAAUUUUCACAUGGGAGGUGGUCGUGGAUAUCCUUGUUUAUGGCCUGUGGAUGGCCGCGUUGUGUCUCUCGUCAUUCUCGCUAGUGAUAUGGGGUUUUGGCGACGGUGACCUUGGCCUGAACUGUAACAGAGAUUUCAAUCCACAGUGCGAGCCUGUGUUUCGUGCACGCGCAACAACCUUUAUUUCGCUUACCUGGUUCGCCCUAUUUCUUGCAUGGGAAAUGGUUGACAUGCGUCGAUCAUUCUUCCGCAUGCAGCCAGACUCGAAGCGGUAUUUCACUCAGUGGAUGUUGGAUGUGUGGCGGAAUAAGUUCUUGUUUUGGGCUAUCCUAGCAGGUUUUAUCUUGGUUUUCCCUGUUGUCUAUAUUCCUGUUAUUAACCAUGAUGUGUUCAAGCACUCCGGUAUAUCAUGGGAAUGGGGUAUAGUUGGCGUGGAGACUGUUUUAUUUUUUGCCGGCGUGGAAAGCUGGAAAUGGGCCAAGCGGAUCAUUCUCAGAAGAUCCAGGAAAGCAAAGCAUGAAAGCUCUCCCUCGGAGAUAGUCUAG